CAUUGUGGAGGGUGUUUUGGACAAAAAGCAAAUAGUUGAGCCUCUAGAAGCUACAAAGGAUGAUCUCCUAGUGGUGCAUUCAGAGACAUACUUGAGUAGUCUAAAAAGCAGUUUAAACGUCUCCAUUAUUAUUGAGGUUCCAGUCUCGAGGUUGAGGAUCCGCAGCUGGGAGACUGUCAUUCGUCUAUUCAUCUUGUGUACUUUUAAAUAGUAUUGGAUUAUUGGAUAAUGUUUUAAGGGGUCCUUGAGUUAUGGGAUUUCCGAAUUGUAAUUGUUGGAGAAUCAUUAAGUAAUAUUUAUUUAUUAGUUUUCUUCAGCGGUUUAUUUAUUCUUUAUUAUUCAUCUUUGUAUUCUGUGCUUGUUAAAUACUUAAAUUGUUUUGAUAUCCCUUGAUUUUGUGCGCGGACUUGAUCAAUCCGUGUUCCAAAAUUAGGGGGUAUCACACUGAUGCACUAGCACAACCUCAAUGGCGUGAUGCUAUGACAGAAGAACUACAAGCACUUGAGAAAAAUCAGACUUGGGACAUGGUUCCGCUUCCUAUUGGACGAAAGGUUGUGGGUUGUCGUUGGGUGUUUACAGUUAAGCAUAAUCCAGAUGGGUCAGUUGCUCGUUACAAGGCCCGAUUGGUUGCCAAGGGUUAUGCUCAAACUUAUGGCAUAGAUUAUCAGGAGACUUUUGCCCCUAUUGCCAAGAUGAAUACCAUGCAUGUAUUAUUUUCCGUUGCUGCAAUUCGAUCUUGGCCUCUAUUUUAGUUAGAUGUAAAGAAUGCAUUUCUCAAUGGUGAUUUGCAGGAGGAGGUGUACAUGGUUCCUCCUCCGGGCUUUCGCUCUCCUUCUCAUUCUGGUAUGGUACGUCAUCUUCGUUGUUCUCUGUGUGGCCUCAAGCAGUCUCCUCGAGCUUGGUCUAAUCGCUUUGGCACUGCUAUGCUCAAGUUUGGUUUCCAUCAAAGUGCAGCUGAUCAUACCUGGUUUUUACGUCAUUUAGGCGGUAAGACAGUUGCUCUCAUUGUGUAUGUCGAUGAUAUUGUUCUUACCGGCGAUGAUACUACCGGAAUUGAUGAGGUUAAGAGCUAUCUUGGCCGUCAGUUUGAGAUUAAGGAUCUUGGUCCCCUAUGGUACUUCUUGGGCAUUGAGGUGGCUCGCUCCAAGACUAGCAUAUUCAUCUCUCAACGCAAGUAUGUUCUUGACUUGCUUUCUGCUUCUGGUCAGCUUGGCGCUCGUCCUGUUGAUGCUCUGAUUGAGCAGAAUCAUCGGUUAGUUGAUUCUGAGAGGAAGUUGUUGUCAGAUAUUGGUCAGUAUCAACGACUUGUGGGGAAGCUCAUUUAUUUAUCUAUGACUCGACCUGACAUUGCUUAUGCCGUGAGUGUCGUGAGUCGAUUCAUGCACUCUCCUCAUGCCCCUUACCUUGAUGCAGUUAUUCGGAUCCUUCGCUACUUAAAAGGGUGUCCAGGCCGUGGUAUUUUGUUUGCCAAUCACGGUCACUUACGUGUUGAGGCUUGGACAGAUGCUGAUUAUGCGAGAUCAAUUUCAAAUAGGAGGUCUACUUCAGGUUAUUGUACCACUAUUGGUGGUAACUUGGUUACUUGGCGCAGUAAGAAGCAGGAUGUUGUUUCUCGAUCUAGUGCAGAGGUAGAGUAUAGGGCUAUGGCUCUUGGGGUAGGUGAGUUGCUUUGGCUGAAAACCUUGAUGACAGACUUGUGCCUUCCAGUGUCGCUUCCAUUCUCACUCUACUGCGACAACAAGUCUGCCAUUAGCAUAGCAGCAAAUCCCGUUCUGCAUGACAGUAUUAAGCAUAUAGAGGUGGACCGUCACUUCAUUCGAGAGAAGAUCAUCUCUGGUCAAAUUUGCACUCCAUUUGUCACAAGCUCUCAGCAGCUUGCAGACAUUUUUACAAAGGGCGUUAGCAAGAUUGUGCUUGAGAAUGCAUUGUCCAAGUCGGACGUUUCAGAUAUCCAAGCACCAACUUGAAGGGGAGUGUUAGCAUAUAUAAUACCACGAUUUAGUAUGACUUACUAUGCUAUAGAAUAUGCCAUAGAAUAUACUUUAGAAUAAGUUUUGAUUUGAUUUUGAUUUUUUUUAGUUUCCUUUCUUGUAAUAUGAGCAUGUGCUCAUUUUAUCUAUAAAUAUUAAAGCUGUGAAUGAAUAAUUCAUAUCAUUCAAGCCUUUACGCAAUUCUCUCCUUUCUCUUCUUUUUAUAUAUUUCUACUGUGUUACUAGAGGAAUCAGUGGAGAAAAAUCCUCCUUGUUUCCUAUUUUCUAAUUCUUUCCAUUCUCAUAAUUUCUUCUUCUAUAUAGAGGAGCCUCCAUCAUUGUAUUGUGUAUGAAUUAAGAGAGAAAUUUUUUAUUUUUUUUUCUUAGUUGGUACUCACACAAACAUGCCUCCACCGAGGCUCGAGCCCUUAACCUUCCUUUGGAAAGUAAGAGCUUGAUACCGCUAGGCCACUGGCCUGUUGGUAAUUAUUAAGAGAUAAUUUAAUGAAAGUGAUGUAACCCUUUGGGCUCUGUCGUUGAUGUAGGCCCUAGUGAUUGAACCACGUAAUAUCCGUGUGUUCUACUUGUUUUAUUUAUCUCUUCUCUCCCGUUUUAUGCUUUCCAACAUGAUAUCAGAGCCUAAUUUCUUUUCCCAGGUUCGGAACCCUAUUUUGGGGUAUUCCCUUAGCAUCUGAAAUGUUGCUAAGGGUUUUUCGAUGCUAUUUGUGACUUGUUUGGGCUACCGGUUUGUUCAGCACUAAUGUUCUUCGCCUUUGUCGUGCCUCCGACAGUUUUUAUUAACUUGUUUGGCUGCCGGUGUGUUCGGUAGCAUUGUCCUCGCCUUUGCCGUGUUUCUGGCAAUUUUUUGUUGACUUGUUUGGGUUAUUGGUGUGUUCAGUAGCAUUGUUCUUCGUCUUCGCUCUUCUUUCUUCAUCAUUGACACUUGUUACUCGUCAUCUCAAUGGCAAGUUGGACAUUUAUGCUCCAACUUAAGGGGGAGUAUUGAAGAUUUAAUGGAGCAAUUAGUGGAGAAAAAUCUUUCAGUAAUUGAUGUUGUUCUCUAUUAUUGAAGAUUUGGUGUUACUAGAGGAAUUAGUGGAGAAAAAUCCUCCUUAUUUCCUAUUUUCUAAUUUUUCUCCAUUCUCAUAAUUUUUUCUCCUAUAUAAAGGAGCCUCCAUUGUAUUGUGUGUGAAUUAAGAGAGAAUGUAAUGAAAGUGAUUUAGCCCUUUGGGCUCAUUGUGCCGUGGAUGUAGGCCCUAGUGGCUAAACAACGUAAUAUCUGUGUGUUCUACUUGUUUUAUUUAUCUCUUCUCUUUCGUUUUAUGCUUUCCAACAAAAUAAGAUAUAAUAAUUAUGAGAGAACAAUUAUUGUAUUAAAUGAGGUUAUGGUAAGAAUUUGUAGUUUGCCCCAAAUGUGCUGGUAUCUAUAAUAAUUAAUAGAUUUUAAUAAUUAUGUAAUUUGACAAUGAUAAUACCUAAUAAUUAAUAAGAUGACACAUUUCAUAAUUUAGCAUAAGUGGUAAAUAUAGGAUGUGAUUUGAUUGGUCGGAUGGUGGGUAGUCUGGGACCGACCCUAUGAUGACUUGUUAGGAUUUGUCUCGACCUGCCUAUUUGGGAGUGUUUUACCCAUUUGUUGUGGCCAUUGGGUUGAGCGUGCCCUUAUUAUGUGGACAUGGUCCGGGACCAUCUGGGUGAGUAGACGUACAAACCCAGCCACGUGUUCGGUAGUCCAGGACUGCAACUCAAACCACUUUGUUGGAGGGGAACCCGAGGCUCAUGUGAGCUAAAGUGGCUUUUAGUAAAUGUUAAGUAAUGGUUGACCAAUUUGUGUCACUUAAUCGAGAACAUAGUGAUAUGUGAAUUGACUUGAGAUAACUCUAUGAGAUUAAUGUACCUUAUUUGAGUUGCCUUUAUAUAUGGAAUACAAGGUAAGGUUGACUUGCUGAAAAAUGAUUGCGUUUGACAUUUUUUGCUGAGCUUGUGAGCUCACUCCUUUAUCAUAAUAAACUUAGUCGUUGAUUGGACACGUGAUGGAGGCAUGCAAUGGAGAUGGACACUAGCUUAUUUAUUGUUUGUUCAGUAUUCAUUUAUACAGAACGUUUGUAAUAAGAAUGAUGUUAAUUGGUGGAUUCUAUUUAGUUGGUCUUCAUGUCAUGGACUCAUGUUGAACUAAUGUAAUUGUUAGAUGGAGAUUGAUUUCUUUUCAAUGUUAUUGUGGAUGGUUGUGGUGAUUUGGUGUACUGGAGAAGGGUUUCUUUUCUUGUAUUAAAAUUUGGGAGCGUGACAGCGGGUCGUGACAUUUAUACUAUGCAUUUAGAAUAACUAACAAUCUAUAGUAGUUUCUUAAGGUUUAUGUAUUUCCAGAUCAUGUUUUUCAGUUUUUGACCAUUCAAUUUGCUAUGAU
Messenger RNA from Cornus florida, 4374 nucleotides. RefSeq names its product histone deacetylase 2. Bases 804 to 1967 code for a protein of 387 amino acids. The transcript is spliced from 3 exons. Gene Ontology annotation, molecular function: histone deacetylase activity. Lineage: Eukaryota; Viridiplantae; Streptophyta; Magnoliopsida; Cornales; Cornaceae. The record is from RefSeq and is a predicted model, not a curated record.